GUUUUGUAGUUCCUGUGUAGUUGACCUGUCAGCGUUGUAGUACAAGCUGUCACUACUGAUAAUUUGUCUGUCCUCCUGGUUGUAGCAGUUUUCCGCCAGCAACAGAGCGAGCACCAGGGCGUCGGACACACAGGAUUAUUCGUUCUUAUCGGUGUUGCAGGUGUCAGCUAACCAGCGAGCUAACGGCUAAAGUUAGCUACCAAGCCAACCAGCUUGACAGCUAGCUUGCUAGCUAGCAUUCGACGGUAGCUAGCAGCGUUAGCUGGCUUUUUGCAUUUACCUAGCUAACCUGCUGGUAGUACAAGUCUCGGAAGCCGCCCACUCCGUCAAAGCAGUAUUCUGGGCAAACGAGUGAACGAUGGAGGCUCAGAGCUCCAGCGGGCUGCUGCUGUCCAGAAAGAGGAGGAGAGACGGCUCCAAUGGAGAGACCGAGGAGGGCGAGAGGCUUGGGAAAAUCCCCAGAUGUACAGUGGGGUUGAAGCACCCUGCACCUUUCGCAGAUGAGCUGGAGCCAGCUGAUGGUAAACCUUAUGAGAGAGUCAACAUGGAGGAGGCCAAGAGGGGAACGCCACCCGACAGACCGGUGCGGGUGUAUGCAGAUGGGAUCUUUGAUGUUUUCCACUCAGGUCACGCCAGAGCACUAAUGCAGGCUAAAUGCCUCUUCCCAAAUACGCACCUCAUCGUUGGAGUGUGCAGUGAUGACCUGACCCACAAAUACAAGGGCUUCACAGUGAUGAAUGAGGAUGAGCGCUACGAUGCCAUCAGACAUUGCCGCUAUGUGGAUGAAGUGGUGCGAAACGCUCCCUGGACGUUAACGCCAGAGUUCCUCGCAAGACAUCGCAUUGACUUUGUGGCCCAUGACGACAUCCCGUACUCCUCAGCGGGCAGUGAUGACGUGUAUAAGCACAUCAAGGAAGCUGGUAUGUUUGCUCCCACUCAGAGGACAGAGGGCAUCUCCACCUCUGACAUCAUCACACGCAUCGUCCGUGACUAUGAUGUGUAUGUCAGACGCAACCUGCAGAGAGGAUACACAGCCAAGGAGCUCAACGUCAGCUUCAUUAAUGAGAAGAAGUACCACCUGCAGGAGCGCGUGGACAAGGUGAAGAGGAAGGUGCGUGAUGUAGAGGAGAAGAGCAAAGAGUUUGUCCAGAAGGUGGAGGAGAAGAGCAUCGACCUCAUCCAGAAAUGGGAAGAAAAAUCCAGGGAGUUCAUCGGCAACUUCCUGCAGAUGUUCGGCCCAGAGGGAGCUCUGAAGCACAUGCUGAAGGAAGGCAAGGGCCGCAUGCUGCAGGCCAUCAGCCCCAGGCAGAGCCCCGACAGCAGCCCCACCCGCGAGGAGCGCUCCCCCUCUCCCACCUUCCGUCUGCCCUUCUUCACCAAGACCUCCCCGCCUCCCUCGCCUCCGCCGCACCACAGCGGGGCCCGCGGAUACCUCAUCAGCGAGGACGACGACGAAGACGACGAAAACUAGGCCGCGUUUGAAUCCCUCACAUGUGUCUGGUGCCGCAGUCAGAGCUACCGGUUACCGGUCGAGUAACGUGGCUUUCAUUGAGCUCCUGCUUUCAUUUUUUUUGUUUGUGUAUGGAUUUACUUUGUUUGUCACUUCAGUGUCCCGUUCACUUGAGCAGCCAGUUUCUCACCUCUUUUGUUUUCAACAGCCUCUUUUGUCCUUUUUGUUCUUGUGUAACGGUCAGUAAAGUCACCACUCGUCACCUGAGUUCUUUGAAAAUUAGAUUCACGUAUAUCAGUCACUUUUGAUGUUGCGUUUAUUAGUUGCUCACUGUCACUUAGGAAUAUCUGCAGGGGCUACACUCAGUGCACUCUUCUAUCUAUGACAAUGUUCUUUAGGUCGGCAUCGCAGUGAGGUAGCAGUUUGUGUUUUUGUUUUCGUCAUGGCUUUAGCGGGAGGGCUCGCAGGUUUUUGGUCACUUGUUGGAACAGCACAUCUAUUUUGGUGUGGGAGAGUUGAGCUGAGACCUCGUUGAGACACUGUCUAAUAUCUCCAGGGGAGGUUUUUCAGAGCAGGUCAGAAAACUGGACUUUUAAAAGAUCUGCUCAUGCGGGGCAGUUUCAGUCCUGCUCAUAGUAACAAGCAACCAACCUGGCUUUUUGUUUUUUUUUAAUAAUAGCAGGGAACUCUAGAUCAAAUAUGAAGUGAAUCUUAGGAGUCGAGUGUUAAAUGUCUACUAAACAGCAGCUUUUUCCCAAGUUUGUCCACCUGCUUUGGGGCUAUGCGUGUCCGUGUGUAUGUGCAUGUGAUGUUCGUGCGUGCAAGCUCUUACGUCGGCAUGUUUGAAAUGUCUUCUGCCAACAUUCUCCACAGAAUGCUGCAGACCUGGGUUCAGCUUUGAUUUAACUGCAAACACGUAGUAAUAAAUGUUUUUUGUCUGCUGACAAGAUUCAGUCUUCGGAAGACUAGAUUCUGACUGGGCGCCUUUCUUGUGGCGUAAAUGAAAGUCAUGCAAGGUUGAACCAUUUAAAUGUUAAUGUAGAAAUACUUAUUUUUGUAGAUUCCCUCUUUCUUUAUCGUCUGUACAGAUAACGAUCUUAAUAAUCCCUGUUUAGAAGUGCUUUGAUAGUCUGAGCAGUGAAUCAACAUGAGCAGGGCUGGAGUUACAUAUGUAUAUUUUUUUGUAAUGCAGAUCCUGCGUCACCUGGGCCUGUAAGGAAGUAAUAAUUUUCAUCAGAUAUAUGUGUGAUGACGAUAGAAAGUAUUAAGUUUUCAUAAAUCAAAGAAGACCUGAGAACUGUCUAAAUGCCAUACUUCUUAUAAGAAUAUACAUCUUUUGGUUAUUUGGAGUCACAAGCACAAAAUAAGAUUGUUUUAAGAAUAAGGCCUCCUCAUUGGCAGCACACAUACAUGGCAGAAGUACACAAGGUCGUCCCAAAAACCCACAGAUUUGGAGUUUGCACCAAUUUACAGGAGAACUGUGGACACGGUCUGCAUCUGUUUAGAGGUGGCAGACUGUGUCAAUACUGUAGUGGUGUGAUUUAUGCAUCAAUGAAACACCAGAUCAACAUUUAUGUAGCUACCUCCUUCUUCCCUGAACUGAUUCGGUUUGCUCAGAUGAGCACAAAUGAAUAUUUUUCCUUUCUAAACAGAGCCAUUGUUGCAGCAAUGAAGCAAUGUGACUGGGUCAGAUAUCCGAGAUUCUCCGGCCUCGCUGCGUGUCCUGCAUCUCAAGUGAUUAAAGCAUGUCUUGUGUCUCCUAUAUAACUGAAAAAUGAAACAUCACAGGUCACAUGGAGAUGUAAUGCAAUACUGUUAACGACUCGGAAUAUAAAUGUUGAUUGAUCUGUUCUAGGCUUGGUUUCCCAAAAGCAAGUCAGAUUUUAGAGCCACAGUUAUGAAGUCCUACUUCUGGUAUUAAAAGUGCAAAACCAGUAUAGAGGAACACUAGCCUAGAUUUUGGUGCUAAGCUACUUUUGGGAAGCCUUGUCUCGAUUCUUGUGGAAUCGCUUCCUUUAAAUCAGUGUGAACUUCUCAGACCACAUUACGAGUUCGAGGUGGCAAAGACUGGAGUGGCAGAUGAAUAACAGCCACUACUACUAAGAACAAAUGUAAAUGUUUUUAACAGUAAGUGUUUUAAUCAUGUUAUUUUACUGUUUGGGGUUAUUUUGGAUGUCCUGGAUGUAGAGGAAGAGCAAGACAGGAACAAUGUAUUAAAACAUGUUUGGC
Messenger RNA from Chelmon rostratus (copperband butterflyfish), 3679 nucleotides. RefSeq names its product phosphate cytidylyltransferase 1A, choline a (gene pcyt1aa). Gene Ontology annotation, molecular function: phosphatidylcholine binding; choline-phosphate cytidylyltransferase activity. NCBI's taxonomy places the organism in Eukaryota, Metazoa, Chordata, Actinopteri, Chaetodontiformes, Chaetodontidae. Gene Ontology annotation, biological process: CDP-choline pathway. The coding region runs from base 359 to 1471 and encodes 370 amino acids. The record is from RefSeq and is a predicted model, not a curated record. Gene Ontology annotation, cellular component: endoplasmic reticulum. The transcript has 9 exons.